This is a messenger RNA of Acanthaster planci (crown-of-thorns starfish), 8868 nucleotides long. Its product is annotated as laminin subunit alpha-3-like. Lineage: Eukaryota; Metazoa; Echinodermata; Asteroidea; Valvatida; Acanthasteridae. The record is from RefSeq and is a predicted model, not a curated record. Gene Ontology annotation, biological process: tissue development; animal organ morphogenesis.
AGAAUAGGACACACAAGACAUACAAAAGACAAGUGAACAGUAUUUAACCAGCUCCCGCUGGAUUACCCAAAAGAAACAUGGUUUCUGUCGAGGGGCUCUCCAACUGGUUAAACAGAAAACAAUGAGAACAACUAAAGAUAUAGAUUGAUACAAUAUAAAAAAUAUAAGGCUUGACAUAAAUAACAUACUUGUGGGUAAAAAUUGUGGUAAGAUGAAAAGGGGAAGAAAUAAGCACUUCUAGGAGUAGUAUGCGCUAAUUCAACCAGCUUCAAGGCAAAAAAGGGCAAGCGCGUAAAUUACAUUGCAAUAGAGGUUGUUGCAAGUGAAAAAAUGCCUUUGUGAUCACUUUACAUUCUCCCUACCAAUUCAAAGGCGUGCGCAGGGUUGCGGUCGUGAAUAAUCAUGUUUAGUUUUCACUAAGCCAAUCGCAGUCGAGUUUUCAAAAGCGGUAGCUGAUGGUGAAAGGAAAGUCCAUUCCCUCCACGCACACUUUAGGCUGUCAGUAAUCAUCGAUUUGGUAGUUGUUCGAACAGAAAGUGCUGCGAAAGUCAUGGUUUUACUCCACUGAUCCAGAGAUGAAGAGAUGGACAAUGUUGUGACACACCCAAAAACCCUGGGGGUAAAAAAACAUGCUCUGAUGCAUCCAAAUUCAAUCUGCAGUUCAUAUUGAUGUUAAAGUGGCAUUGAAAACUUUGCCACAAGUCCCCACAGUCAAACAUAAAUAUAAAAUUUGAAAACUGAGACAUGCUGGGAAUGUCAGCCUUGUGGGUACUUUGGGUGCUGUGGUGUAGUUUUCUGGUUUCCUCCACCGCGGGCCAAAACGUCAACCAGCAAGCCUGCGAGACAACGAACAGUGAUGGCACCAGGCAGUACCGCGCAUGCCUGGCCGACGCAGAGGUGCUGUACAACCUCAACAUCUUGCCCACCGUGGAACCCGAAGAUUACACCUGUGGCUUCGGCCCAACUGAUAGAGAAAACAUAUACUGCACUCUGGACGUCUCGCAGACAUGCAGCUUGUGCGACGCGUCCAACAGCAGCCUGUCCCACCCGCCCAGGUACAGCUAUGACCAGCCUGUCCCGGGCCAGCCCACCUGGUGGCAGUCCAUCACCUGGUACAACUACCCCACCCCACUGGAGGUCACGCUGACUCUGUCCCUUAACCACUCCUACACGGUCAACAGCGACAUCAGGAUGGUUUUCCAGUCCAGCCUGCCCCGCCGCAUGGUUCUGGAGAAGUCCUCAGACUAUGGCCAGUCCUGGCAGCCAUACCAGUACUAUGCCCACAGCUGCAGUUAUUUCCAGAUGACCGCCGCGAACAGCCCCAGCACCCCGACAGAGGUCAUCUGCAGUGAGGGUUACAGCAGUGGGCCUCAGACGGUGUUCUACUCAGGUGGAGAGGUCAUAUUUGCUGUGCAGGACCGCCUUUCUCUCCUGACGACCUCUCCCUUCCCAGACAUCUUCCAGAGGGCGUAUGAGAAUGCCACCGAUUUGAAGGCAUUUCUAGAACUGACCGACUUGCGGUUGAGGUUAUUAUACCCUGCAACGGAUGGCCUUGAAUGGACUCAACAGUACCAGAGCCUCAUUCAGUACUACUAUGGCAUAUCCAACAUUGAUACUUUCCUCAUAUGUAACUGCAACCUACACGGCAAGUACUGUUCCGUGGAUGAUAACUCCGAGACUGUGUGUCAGUGUUCACACAACACCAUGGGCAAGAACUGUGAGCAGUGCCUCCCUCUGUAUAACAACCGGCCUUGGUCGGUCGGUUCCACCCUUCCGUUUCCAGUGGGGACUGCAAAUGAAUGUGAAAAAUGCAUUUGCAAUGAGCAUAGCGACAGUUGCACAUAUGACUCGUUCCUUGGGCAAGGUGUAUGCAAUGAUUGUAGGGACAACACAGCUGGUCCGUCCUGUGAUAUCUGUGUAAGUGGUUACUUCCGAAAUACCAGCAUCUCAGCAAGCAGCCCAGAGUCCUGUAUUGAAUGCAACUGUGAGCCCCUCGGGACAGUGGAGAAUGACACAAGUUGUGCCCAGUUUUCCAUAGACGGCAAGCUCAUCGGUCAGUGUAACUGCACUGAGAAUGUGGAGGGCCGUGCUUGCGACGUUUGUAUGGACGAGUACUAUGGACUGCUCCAGGUUGACCCACAGGGGACAUGCAAAGAGUGCAGUUGCAAUCUCCUGGGCACAGUCAAUGCCAGCAACGUCUGUGAAAAGGAGUUAGGAGCAUGCCUCUGCAAGCCCAGCACAGGCAACCGUGACUGUGGACAAUGCAGGGAUAGUUACUAUGGUUACCCAACUACAGAAAGUGAGGAGUGUUCAGCGUGUGACUGCAGCAUUGGAGGAUCCACCUCCCCGGUAUGCAACAAAGUGUCGGGUCGCUGUUCUUGCCGCCGUAACAUUACAGACAGACAGUGCUCAGUCACCGAGCAAGGCUUCUACUUUGAGCUGCUUGACAGUAAUCGCUAUGAUUCAUGGGAGGCCGAAUCUGACUGCUUGCGUACCUCUGCCGUGCCUUUCAACCUCUUUACCGGUUCUGGCUUUCAGACUUGUUACCAGGGCAACCAGGUGACAUUCAGAGGAGUCAGGGCUGUCACUAGCCUGGCUGAUGCCCUGUUUUACCGUCCUGCUAUCCGCUACACCUAUGACUCCACUUCCCCUUGGCAGCAAGCCAAUUUGAAUGUUGUCGUGUCCCAGCCAGAUGCUGGUUCUUCAUCCUGCCCGGUGGCUGCCAACACCCCCAUCUCCUCGUUGGUCAUCAGCUUGCCCCCGGGCACGGCAACGGCCUGGUAUGCAUCGCAGGGAGAAUCUCUGAUGCUGGAUCGGCGGUGCCGAUACGACUUCACUCUGACGCUGAGCUCCAGAGGGGCCGGUGCCCAGGAAAUCAAGAUCGAUGGGCUGGUGAUCAUGCCAGCCCCCAAUGCCUUCUCUGUCUACACUCAAGCUGAUAUACCCACAAAGGAGAUUUAUACAGCAUGCAUUAGCAACAUGACAGCGAUAGCGACGCGGCAGUCUGCCAUCGACCAGUGUCGAGCCUUCAUGUUUUCUGUGUCAGCUGAGAGCAAAAACGGAGCAGUAGUUUGUGACUGUGAUCCAACAGGCACCAUUGGCAGUGGAUGCAAUUCAUACGGCGGAGCGUGCACAUGCAAGAGUGGCGUUGGUGGACGCCGCUGUGAUCGUUGCCUGCCAGGAUUCUUCGGCUUCUCAGCUGAGGGCUGCACAUCUUGCAACUGUGACGUGACGGGAUCGCUUAGCCUGGCCUGUGACUUUGGCUCUGGCCAGUGCCCGUGCAAAUCUGGUGUGGCACCGAAUGGUCAACUGAAUGACCAAGGCAACAGUGCCAGUCGGCAUUGCCGAAGCUGCUUGGCCAACUACUACGGGUUCAGCACAGGCGGGGGAUGCCUUGCGUGCAACUGCAACCCAGAGGGGUCAUCCACCUUGCAGUGCUCGGAGACUGGUGUGUGUCCGUGCAAACAGACCAUCUCGGGGAACCAAUGCAGUAACUGCUUGCCGGGAUACUACUCAUUCUCAGCGAAUGGCUGCACGCCAUGCAACUGCAACCCCGCAGGUUCGACCAGUACAAGCUGCCAUCCUGACCAGGGCACCUGUGCCUGCAAGCCCAAUGCCCAGGGCCCCAAGUGUAGCCAGUGCCAGCCGGGCUACUUCAACCUGCAGCCGACCAAUCCUGACGGCUGUCAGCCUUGCUUCUGCUAUGGCCACGGCAGCCAAUGCAACGCGGCACCAGGCUACAUUGCCUCCAGCAUCGCAGACGAUUUCACUGCCCAGGGUUCCAGGAGUUGGAGUGCCACAGAGCCUACGGCCCUGAUGGUCAACCCAGACAACAUGAGAGUCGUUCACCCCGCGGCGUCUCCCAGCACCUCCUACAUCUACCUGCUGGUUCCCAGGGAGUACCUCGGCUCACACCUGGACCUUUACAGUCAGACAUUCGCCUACACCAUGAAGCUGGACAUGGGGUCAGUGGACAACACCACGAGCCAAUACUUGAUCAUCACAGGGGGACGGAGCAACAUGGCUGUGUAUUACAGCGCCGAGGUGUUCACUCCCAUGCCAACGGAGAGGCGGUUUGAGGCUAUAUUUUAUGAGUCCAACUGGCAAGUGGUAGGUUUUGAGAGGGCACCCACGGUCAGUGAGUUUCAAGAGAUCCUGAGUGACAUUGCCAGCAUCCAAAUUCGUGCCUCAUUUGGCAACGGCACAGCCAGCACGUUCUACAGUGUUUCCAUGGAUACGGCCAAGUACAUGCCAACUCCAGGAAGCUCCACCAGUUUUGUGACUACGGUAGAGCAGUGCACAUGCCGUGUAUCGACAAACACUAUGGGCCUCUCAUGCGAUCAAUGCCAGCCCGGGACAUACCGGCAGAAUUCAAUGGACACGCCUUUCGAUGCGUGCCUGCCUUGCAACUGCAGCGGCCGGGCCAACACGUGCAACACCGUGACGGGCGUGUGCCAGGGCUGCCAGCUGGGCACGGUGGGGGACCACUGCGAGAGCUGUGCGGCCAAUGUGCAGGAGCCACUGUGCGACGCUUGUCUGGCUGACCACUACGGGUUUGGGACUGAACUGUUUGGGGGUGCAUGCUCGCCUUGCAACUGCAAUGUGACAGGCACCGGUGGUGCCACACAGUGUAACAUGCAGACCGGCCGGUGUCCCUGCACAGGCAACUAUGGUGGGAUGCUAUGUGAUGCCUGCCAGCUCAACUACUACAACUACUUCCUGGGCUGCCUGGGCUGCGACAUGUGUUAUGACAGUAUCUCCACUGAGCAUACCGACCUCGUCAGCAGGUCAACUAACCUGACCAGUUUCAUCGGCAUGCUAAGGGCAGCUGAUAUGUCCGCUGCACUGGGACCAUUCUACAAUCGCUUGAUGGUGACCUACAACCAAACACUGCAGCUUGUUGAAACGACUAAUUCCGUCAUCCGUGAAGGCGACAACCUGACCAGCCUUGUAGCUUCCCUGAACACUACCAUGCACCAGCUGCUGGCUAGCCUGAGAGGUUCCAUCCAGUCAGGGGUAGAGUCAGCGGACCAGAGCCUGGUGUCGGCAAACGAGCUUGUGGGUCAAUCUCUGGGGGCCAUUGUGGGUGUAGAGCAGGCUUUGGCUGGGGCCCACCAUGGACUGACAAGCGGUGACAUUCAGUCAACACGGUCCAUGCUGAGCCAGCUCACGAUGGACCUGGUGUCCAUACAGACCCAGCUGACUAACCUGUCUGCCUCAGUCGAAUCGCAAGAAGCUGCGCUAACUCAGAAUGCCACCAACCUGAUAGAAAUUGCUGAUACCAUGCUACGGACUGCAGAUGGGGCUCUCAUGAUGGCCCAGCAAGCCCAGGUCACCCAUGACAACACCACCACCAAGACUGCCGCGUUGGUCACCAAGGCUAACCAGGUCACUGACCUGGGUCAGAGGACACAGCAGGCUGUGUCAGAGGUCGCACAGAGGGCUCAAGCAGCCAGCUCCGCGAGAGAGGAUGGGAGGGGGGCAGAGCUGUCAGCCAGGAUUGGGGAGCUUGCCACCGAAAUCGUUGGAGUGAUAGAGACCGCUCUGACAAAGAACAGCGAGGCAGCUGCAGUUGAAGUACAGGCUGGAGUCCAAGAGGCCAAUAACAGCCACAUAAUCACAGAGGUUGCAGAGGCAAGAGCCCAAACUGCCAGCCUGGUUACUGAUUCUAAUACAACCAUCACUGAUGUCAAUGCACGCUAUGGCCGGGCCUCGGCAGCCAACCAAUCAGCAAGUGAGGCUGUGGCAACUUCAGAAACAUCGUUCAGUGCUGCGGAGGAGAUGAGAACGAUUGUGCAGAGUUUUGACAGCCAAUCAACAGAUGCUCAAACAGCUGCAGAUACAGCCCUGUUAAAAGAGCCAGGUAUUCAAACAUUAACCAUGGAAACUGUUGCCUCGGCAACCGAGCUGAGGGGUCAGCUGACAGACAUAUCCACAAAUGCCCAGGAGGGGCUGAGCAAGGCUAAUGCAGCAUCCCAGACAGCCCAAGCUGAAGGACAGAGCAUCAGCUCAGUAAACCAAAGGGCAAUCCAGUUGGCCAGGGAGUCUGCCAUCAAGCUGCAAGACACCAAUCAGACAUCAGAGUCUGUCCGUGCCAUCAACACAACCCAGCUCCAACCAGCCAGGACAAGCUGCGACAUUUACGCCCCAGGCCUCCAGGGCCUGGAGAGUACGGUAACACAGGCCAACGCCGAGGCACAGACCACCACGGACCAGGUGCUGGUCUCCCAGGCGACGGUCAACCGGCUCCUGGUGGAGGUAGAGACCAUUCAGCAGGCCAAUCUGUCAGACCUGCCUGGUCUGAUGGAGAGGAUCCGACAGGCAAGGUUGGCAUUCACGCAAGGGGACUUUGCACAACUGGUCACGGCAUUGUCACGGUCGGUGCAGGAGCAGCAGGCCUGGCUCGAUGCCACGCAGGAGCAAGCAACAGAGAUUGAAGCACAAAUCAACACCCUGGAGAGUUUUAGAGUUACAUAGUUAUUGCAGUUUUUUGAAAUUGUUGUCGGCCCGAAAUGUUCCUGUGAAUGUGUACAAACCAGUUUGAAUUUGUGUGUUAAAACUUGUAUGUAAAAUUGGUCACAGGUUCCCAUGGGCCCCUAAUGGAAGUCACAUCUUUCACUGAUGAAGGUAAAGUUACAAGCGGUACAGUUACAAAUGUCUGGUGAAUUUUUUUAAUUUUCUGAUUGACUGUCAUCAAGGGCGGAGUUGGGGAGGGAAACAAAGGAAUCACUGUUGUCAUAGUUGAUUCCACCCCCCCCAGCUGAUAAACACAGUGAGAUCGUGUCUCUACAAAUCCUACGUUUUACCACAGAACAUCUUGAACCUGAAAUGUUUAGGGUGCCUUUUAUAGCAGGCUGUAGACCCCAAUGGCAUUAAGGGCUUCAUUCUGUGCACUCACAUAAACCCAUGGAACACACUGGAACUAGGCUCUCAAAAUUGGUGCCUACCCCUUUCUCAAAAGGUUAGAUCCACCUCUGAUUUAACCUUGAUUUUAUUGGCAUAGUUCACCAGACUCUCAAGAAGUUUAGCUUUUCCUAAUGAAAUAUCUAUUAUUUUUUACUUUAAAAAAAUUCCUCAUACAAGAAUUCCACCAAGUUCAGAGUGCUACACAAGUAACUGUAAUUGUGUUUUUAAGUUUUCCUUCAAAAUUAGCCAGCUUGUCUCGAAAUGAAAUAUGGUUUUAAUCAUUUACCCAGAUCACAGUAAUUGUAUAUUGAGAUAGUCGUCCAGUACUACUAAUUUAUAAGUAUCUUAAUUUUGUGUCAGUAAUUUAACUCUUUUCAGAUGCACUUUUAGGUUUUAAAGAUUUUUUUAAAACAAUAUAUUGAAAGUGUUUUAAAACAGUGUAUUAUCCUCUCUUCAUUCAAAGGAUGAAAUGAUCAGUGGUAUGCCACAACAGUAGUUUUUCAUUUUCCUUGCAACUUGCAUUCAAACAGAGUUAACUUUGACUAGAUCCCUCAGAGUGAUUCCAAAACAAUCACAACUGAUGGGAUUUUCGAUAAGGAAUGCCAGGCAGAAAAUCCUUGCUUUACAUAAUGUCAUUAAAAAAAUGUAGAAUGGCUAUCCACCUUGAGCAGAAUCACCCCUUCAUUGGUGAAAAAGAGCCUCAUUUGGUGGGGUGUUCAUUUGGUAGCAACGGGACCAUAUCCAUGAAUUUCAUAGUCCUUCAUGAACCAGCAAAGAGCAGUUCCCACCGAAAGAGCCUCUAUUGCCAGAAAAAUUGCUCCCUCUCUUGGUCCCACUUGGGGCGGAUACCUUAGGAAAGCUUGACUUUAAAGCGGAGAAUGUCUCAAAAUUACCACAAUUGGCAAAUAUGUGGAUUUACAAUGUAUAUGCUUUCCAUGUGGAGUUUACUUUGGAUUGGAUUGUUUGUUCUUUCUCUAAUUUCAGUAAAACUAUGCAGCUGAUGAUGAUAAGGCAUACAUUAAACUACUUUCAAUUGAGUUGUAUCAUAGAACUACCGCUGAUACUAUUUAAACCAUUUCCUCUGGCCUAUCCAUCUUUGAAAGGGACAGGGGAUAAUGAGUCAAAUCAAUCACUGAACUGCCUGAUUUUCUAAUGUUGAUGGUUGAUUGGAGCUGUAUCAUUAAUUGAGACCUUGCCCUUUUGCUCCAUGAUUUUCUGUUACUGCUUGUAAGAGGCUUUGAAACCCAACAAAUCUGUAUAAUUCUUUAAAACUUUGAAGCUUAUUUGGCACUGAAACCAUAGUACAGGGACACGAUUGUGGCCUCAGGUGAAGUUUCAUUAAUGGCCAGCAGUUCAGGGAAUACAUGUAUCUAUCACUUCUGCGAUUAUCCAGAACCUUCUACUUAAAUUUGAAAAGAGAUUAAUCCAAGUGCAUAGAGAUUAAUUCAAGUGCCAUUGUCGGAAGAACAAAAUUGUUUGUCAGCAUAUAUGCAAAAGACCUGCCUUUUCGUGUAUAAAAUCUGCACGUGGUCUGACAUCACAUUGCAGUGAACUACCAUCAACCAAAGAUUACAUUGUCUUUGGUUAAUGGUGCUGUGUGGACUUUGCUUGAAACUUUAAAUAUGUUCUUGCCCAUAUGUAACGGUAAUUUGUGUAAGUUUGGUCUGUAAGGAUGUAUUUCUUUUGGUUCUAAGUCACAAUUUUUAAGUACACACUGUCAUUAAGUCCUUAAUACUGUUUAUACGAUAUAGUAUAUUCAUUGGCCCUGUGGUUUGUUUUUAAUCUCUCUAGUUUUGAUAUUUUAGAAUUCUGAGUAUAGCCUGGCUUCCUGUGCAUUGCUUUUUUUUGUAAAUAUGUGUCAUACUUAAUUCGAACAUGACUUAAUCUGUGUGAACAUUCCAGCUCUUGUGUACAAAAGAUGUGUUUGAUUGGUCUUCAUUAAAUAAAUACUACGACACAUAU